AUGGCAAGACCUCCUGUUUAUUGGGCGAGAUUCAUUUGGAACCAAGCUCUUAUACCUAAGCAUAGAAUAACCUCUUGGCUGUUUAUGCUGAACCGCAAUCCUACAAUGGAUCGCUUGUUAUCUUGGGGAAUAGAUUUGGAGAACUGCUGUCUUCUGUGCGGGAACUCCCCGGAAUCAAGAGAUCAUUUGUUCUUUCUAUGCCCAUACUCUUUUCAAGUCUGGGAGAACGCUAUUGGUGUGUUGGGUUUCAUUAACCCUCCUGUUCAGUGGGAGUUGGUUCUUCACUGGUUAUCUUCGGUCAGUAAUCCUGCCCAGCUGGCAGCGAUUCUUCAAUUAUGGCAUGGCUCUAUCUAUGUCAUCUGGCAAGAGCGGAAUGCACGUUACCAUAAUGGGGUGACAAAACCUCAUUUCAUGUUAUCUAGAGAGGUCAUCAAGCUCGCAAAGGAUAAGUCGACGGCUAUGCGUAGCUGUGGGUCAGACUUUGCUUCAAGUUUAGUGGCUCUGUGGUCUUCGUUCUGA
Messenger RNA from Brassica oleracea var. oleracea, 519 nucleotides. RefSeq lists its product as uncharacterized. The transcript has a single exon. Lineage: Eukaryota; Viridiplantae; Streptophyta; Magnoliopsida; Brassicales; Brassicaceae. The record is from RefSeq and is a predicted model, not a curated record. Bases 1 to 519 code for a protein of 172 amino acids.